Messenger RNA from Closterium sp. NIES-65, 768 nucleotides. Lineage: Eukaryota; Viridiplantae; Streptophyta; Zygnematophyceae; Desmidiales; Closteriaceae. The record is from the annotation of a GenBank genome assembly.
AUGGCUACCCCCAGUGUCCUCACUUUUGAUGUUGAGGGCCGUGCCGUUGACUUUCAGGUCUUGGUCGAUGACCUCCAGCUGUUUCUUCAGUGCGAUAGGGCAGACGGCCUCUCCAUGUUUGACCUCACUUCGGGUGCCUCUCCUGCCCCUGCUGCUGAUGCUGACGCCAGUGUUCGCUCACAGUGGGCCACGCGCGAUGCUGCUGCUCGCCUUGCUGUGCGCCGCCACUUACCAACCACUGAGCGUGCACACUUUAGCCAGUACAAGAGUGCUCAGACCUUGGACCACUUCCUCUCAGUUUGCCCCACCACUCUCACCGUUGACCUCCUCGAGAAGGCCCUCCGAGCGAUAGAGAAGAGCAUAGUUGCUGUAGGAGCCUCUUGUGGUGACCCUUGCACCCCCGUCUUUGAGGGGUGUUCUCCCUCCCCCAUCUUGCCCUCUGUUGCAUCUACUGCUGUGGCUGACCUUGUUGGUUUCGAGUCGGUCGGCGCUGCGUCUGCCCGAGCGGGAGACGCCGCACAGGCAAGGGCAAGGGGGGCAAGGGCGCUAAAGGGGUUGGAGGGGACGGUGGAGGUGGUGGUGAAGGCGGUGGAGGGAGUGGGGGUGGUGGUGGGAGUGGUGCCGGGGGUGGCGGCGGUGGCGGCAGCAGUGGAGGCGGCGGAGGCGGUGGAGGUGGCGGAGGGAGCGAAGGCGGCGGAGGUAGUGGAGGAGGUGGAGGUGGAGGAGGCAGCGGAGGCGGCGGUGGUGGAGCGGGUCGCGACUCUCUGA